Struthio camelus australis is the source of this 669-nucleotide messenger RNA. The record is from RefSeq and is a predicted model, not a curated record. Lineage: Eukaryota; Metazoa; Chordata; Aves; Struthioniformes; Struthionidae.
CCAUGCUGCUGCCGCUGUUCUUUCAGGACAUUUAAUGGGGAAAAAGAGCAUUGGAGAUUUUCCGUAUGUUUAUGAAGAAGAAAACAAGAUCCCGUUUUCAGCAUUACCUGAAAAUAUCAAGCAGCUGGAAGACUAUCUGCAGUGGGAAGAGAUGUCCAAAUAUUUGCUCAGGCUCCUGGAAGGAAAUGAAAAUAAAAGCGCUCACAUCUUGAAAGCAGGGCUUCCCUGGCACGGCAGGAACACCUGGGAGACAGAUGACAGUAGCAGCUGGAAGGAUAUGAUGGAGUAUCUGCUUCAAGUUGUGAAUAUGAAAGAAAGCGCUCCAAGUUGAAGGGUCUCUCAGCCUUGAAGGAAUGGAAUAAUUUCCGUAAGAGACUAUGUUUCACAAGCACUUGAUUGUAUCAGAUAACCAACAAGGUUUCUUUUCUGUAAACAAGAUUUCCUUUGUGUAAAAUAUCUAAAUACACAUAUUCUUGUACGUUUCAGCAUUGCCUAAACUCUCCACUUCAUUUUCAAAGUUGCAUUUUCUCGCUUGAACUGCUUUGGUAUACAUAAUUGUCGAGGAAGGGUCUUCCAAUUAAUUAUAUGACUUGCCUGUCGAAUCAGUUCAUCUCUUAGUUUCAAGCUACAUGAUUUUUCAACAUUCACAAUAAAUAGUACUAAUAAAAA